AUGAAUUCUGAAACUUACCGCCUCAUAAAACUGAAUAUUCAAGUUAUCUCUGUGAUAUUUUCCAUCCUUGUCAACUCUAUUCUGAUCUACUUGAUCAUCAAAAAAUCUCCGAUUAAUAUGGGCACUUAUCGCCAUUUGAUGGUCUACUUUUGCUGUUGCUCUAUCAUUUUCGGGGUGUUCGAUGUUAUUGUGCAACCGAACGUUCAAACGUAUAAAAGUGCAUUCUUCAUGGUAGUCGACGUGAAACAAAGGAAUAUGUAUGUUUCGUUGGGAAAGUUUUGUGUUUACGGAUUAUGUGGUUGUUUUGGUGUGGCGAUAUACGGGAUUGCUAUUCAUUUUGUUUACAGAUUUUUUGCACUAGAGAGAAGAGGUCGAAUCCGAUAUUUCCAAGGAUUCUAUCUCGCUUUCUGGUUCGUUAUCCCAAUCCUCGGUGGUGUUGCCUGGUUCCUGGUGACUGCAAUGGUUUUCCCGAAGACCAAACUGGAAACUGAGUACAUCAGAAUAGCCGUAAGAGAGACAUUUGAUAUAGAUAUAGACGACUGUGUCUAUAAUGCGGGUGUAUUUUUCCCAUUGGAUGAAAAUGGAAAGCGAGUUAUAGGAUGGGGAAGUUUCGCUGGAUUCACGUGCUAUCUGAGUAUCAUGAUAAUUCCAUUCACUAUAAUUCUGAUUUUUGGAUUUAAAAGUUGGAAGAUUGUAAGAGAACUUUUGGAUCACGGGGAAUCAGAAUAUUCGAAGAAUCUGCAAAUGCAGUUGUAUAAAGCUUUGGUGGCACAAACCCUAGUCCCUUUAGUUUUACUAUUCAUACCGUUUGGACUACUAUUCUCCCUUCCUAUUUUUGAAAUUGAUUGUCAGUUUUUGGCGGCUAUCAUCACUUUGAUAUUCGCUAUUUAUCCAGCAGUUGAUCCUCUUCCGAUUUUGUAUUUUGUGGAUUACUAUCGGAUUCCUGUGAUUGAAGCGUUCAAAAGAACAAAAUGUAAAAAGAAUCGUGUUUCGAUGAAUCCUGAUGGGUCGGUGACAUUUGAAUAG
Messenger RNA from Caenorhabditis remanei, 1026 nucleotides. RefSeq lists its product as uncharacterized. The transcript is spliced from 7 exons. Gene Ontology annotation, molecular function: G protein-coupled olfactory receptor activity. Bases 1 to 1026 code for a protein of 341 amino acids. Lineage: Eukaryota; Metazoa; Nematoda; Chromadorea; Rhabditida; Rhabditidae. Gene Ontology annotation, biological process: G protein-coupled receptor signaling pathway; olfactory behavior. The record is from RefSeq and is a predicted model, not a curated record.